AUGAUAGAGUAUGCGGUUGCGCAGCCAGCCAACGACGCGAUUGAAGUUGCACGCACUCUAGCCGUUAAGGGAGAGCGCGUGGAGGCCGUCUACGCCGCCCAUGAACGUCUGGAGGAGGAUUUGGCGAACCUGCCGGUGAGGAUAUCUGAGGCAAGCAAGCCGACGUCCUCUUGCUUGGAUCCGUGGGAAGGCGUCUCAGCGACACUGGGGUCUCUGUGCCAUGAGGUGGAACUCUGUUUGCAGCUAUUUAGCAUGGGUGUUAAGACCCAGCGAUAUAAAGCCCUGCGGACGGUUACGUCUCUCUACGACCAACAGAAGUCUUCCGCUGACCGUUUACGCGGUUUUUUUCUCAUUAUACAUGCAUCCUUUACGGCCGAUGCCAUUGUGGCCCCAAUGCCUGCUGUAAUUCUGCGGAAAUUUGCACAGGCGAUUCGCCCUUUUGACGCGAGCCAGGCCGCGGAGUGGUUGAGCACCGGAGUCGACAGCAUGCUCGAUGCGGGACGCUUCUCACAAGUGGAUGCCUCUUCUCCAUCGUCCGCAAAACUUGCUUUCAUCUCGGUGUUUGCGGGAAGCAGGGCAGCGACGGUGCAGGUCAAGGCAAAGGGCGCAGUGACGUCUCUCAUGGUGUCCAUGUUGACUCUUUUGGUGAAGUGCAGGGCGGAGGCGGGGGAGGCAACGAUGGAGGUGCACGCGCGCGAGAGUGGGCUACGUGAGUUUCUCGAUGACGACGUCCUGAGGUCUUUGAUGCAGUUUGAAAGCGUCUGCGCCACAACGAUGCAGAAAAAGAAGCAGCGGAUUCAGGCGAGGAGAGACCGAAGAAGCACCGCUAAGCAUGCGACACCUGCCACCAAAGCGGAGCGGGUUGACACAAAGGACAUGCUGGCAACCGCGGCUAGCUACGCCACAGCUCACCUGCAGCGGCUGCGCCGGGACCUGGAGCAAGGUUGGGACCCGGCAUGGAGGCAACGCCCUGCACGAACCGCAAUGGUUGUCGCUGGAGUGAUUGUUCUCCUCCUUCUGGCACGCUUCUUGGCUUUCCUCGUGGUUCGUGGAUUGCGAAGCCUGAAACGUGUAUCGCACGGGGCCAAAAAAGCUCUUACUCUGUGA
Messenger RNA from Trypanosoma conorhini, 1107 nucleotides. RefSeq lists its product as uncharacterized. Bases 1 to 1107 code for a protein of 368 amino acids. NCBI's taxonomy places the organism in Eukaryota, Euglenozoa, Kinetoplastea, Trypanosomatida, Trypanosomatidae. The record is from RefSeq and is a predicted model, not a curated record. The transcript has a single exon.